AUGGGUCGAAAUAUACUCGCUAUAAUCGUUUUCGCGAUGUCAACCCAAUCGCAGGCAGUUAUUCCUGGAUGCGACUAUUUUGACACGGUGGAUAUAUCUCACAUCCCAAAGCUGAAUGACUCAUAUGCGUACGAGGGGGUAAUCAUACCUGGUCACCUCACGGGUCUUUACACAUUCAGGCAACUGGCAGACGGAUCCCAGGAGCCAGUGCAGACUCACUUAAGAGCCUGUAUCUGCAAGCUAAAACUCUGCAUCCGAUUCUGCUGUGCCCGCAGCAAAAUGUUGCCGCAUAGUCGCUGCAGCGAUGGCCUCACCGAGAACCUGAGGCGUAUCAAUCCCUACCUAAAGAUCACCCUGCAGGAUGGAUCUAGGAAAACAUAUCACCUGCUCACCGACAUGAUCGUUCUAAGAAAUGAAUUUCGGUACUGCGAGAGGGUGGUUACGGUGCAGGAGGAUCAGUACAAGUUAUUUGAGAACGGCAGCUUUAUGAUCAACCCCGCUGUAAACUGGACAUUGGCCAAGCAGUGGUACUGCCUCUAUCCCCGUCUGGAAGAUCCCAAUUCCAUAUGGCUUCUGGAACAUGUGUACAUACCGCGAUCGAUGCCAGCUGUACCGCAGAUCGGUACAAUUUCCAUGGUGGGCUGUGUUCUCACCAUCGCCGUUUAUCUCUACAUAAAAAAGCUGCGAAAUCGGCUCGGAAAAUGCUUCGUAUGCUAUGUGUUUUGCAAGUUUGCGCAGUACCUUAUCUGGGCAGGAGGAGAUCUGAACUUGUGGAUUAAUAUUUGCUCUCUAGCAGGUUACACCAACUACUUCUUUGCUCUGGCCGCCCACUUUUGGCUCUCUGUCAUGAGCUAUCACAUAUGGAAAAACUUGAGGUUGAUCAAUCGGGAUGAGCCCCGCUAUCACUUUCUCGCCUACAACGUCUAUGGUUGGGGCACACCUGCCAUCAUGACGGGAGUUACGUAUCUGGUGGAUUGGGCUUGGAGGGAUAGGCCUGACAAACUAAACUGGAUUCCCGGCGUUGGCUUGUAUCGAUGUUGGAUAAACACUUACGACUGGUCAGCAAUGAUAUACCUAUAUGGACCGAUGCUGGUCCUGAGUUUGUUUAAUGUGUUCACGUUUAUUCUGACUGUGAAUCACAUUCGGAAGGUUAAGAAUAGCGUGGAAAACUCUACCCAACAGCAGGAAAAGUGCAUGAAGCAUUAUGAUUUUUUACUAUACCUGCGUCUGUCUGUAAUGAUGGGUGUGACUGGAAUUUCUGAGGUAAUAACUUACUUCGCGAAGCGGCACUCUUUUUGGCGACAAGUCCUUCGGGUGCCGAAUUUUAUCCAUCUGGGUUCCGGCAUAAUUGUAUUUGUGCUGUUCAUUCUCAAGCGCAGCACUCUUCAAAUGAUUUUUGAGAGAAUCAGCGGCCCAAGAGGAUAA
This is a messenger RNA of Drosophila erecta, 1425 nucleotides long. Its product is annotated as probable G-protein coupled receptor Mth-like 6. The transcript is spliced from 7 exons. Bases 1 to 1425 code for a protein of 474 amino acids. The record is from RefSeq and is a predicted model, not a curated record. Gene Ontology annotation, cellular component: membrane. Gene Ontology annotation, molecular function: G protein-coupled receptor activity. NCBI's taxonomy places the organism in Eukaryota, Metazoa, Arthropoda, Insecta, Diptera, Drosophilidae. Gene Ontology annotation, biological process: cell surface receptor signaling pathway; G protein-coupled receptor signaling pathway.